CAAAAUCUAAGGACUAAGUUUAGGGGAUUACAUGUGCAUGCCAUAUUUGAAACUGCUUCAAGAGCGUACUCAGCUCAAGAAUAUUAUUCUGCCAUGGCUGAAUUACAGAAAAUUAGCCCUGAAAUGACUACUUAUCUUUUGGAAGCAAAACCAGAAAAAUGGGCUCGGCCAUUCUUUCCAACGAAGAGGUAUAACAUUCUUACAAGUAACAUUGCCGAAUCUAUAAAUGCAGCAAUUGUGCAUGCGAGAGAAUUGCCUAUAACGUCGUUAAUAGAAGCUAUAAGAGAGAUGCUUCAAAGAUGGUUUUCAACAAGAAAAGAAGCAGCAAUUAACCAAUUUGUUGAGGUGACAAAAUGGGCAAAUGAUGAAAUGGAAAUCAAACUUGAUGUGGCAUUUCGAAUGAAGGUAGAUGCAAUUGAUGCAAUGAAAUCUAGUGUCACAUAUGGUGAUCGAGUGUUUGUUGUCGACUUGGAACAACAUAUGUGCACAUGUAAUGAAUUUCAACUAGAGGGAAUUCCAUGUGCACAUGCUAUUGCAACAAUUGAAAGCAAGUACUUGGACAAGUACAAAUUUUGCUCAAAUUGGUAUAAAAAUUCUGUUUUGAAAGAGACAUAUGCAGGAUCAAUUAAUCCUCUUCCAGAUAAAGAUGAUUGGAGUGUCCCAGAUGAAAUUAUAGGAGAUAGCAUGAAAGCUCCAAAAUUCAAAGUAAAACAAGGACGUCCCAAGAAAAAAAGAUUUCCAUCAACAGGAGAAUUUCCCAAGCAUGUUCGAACAGUCAAGUGUGGAAAUUGCGGAAUAUUGGGGCAUAAUAGAAAGAAUUGUAAAAGCCAACCAAUUCUAAAAUAAGGAUAACAUUGAGUUGUGAAUUGCAUACAUAUCAUGAUCAUUGAGAUUGAUUAUUGUCCUUGAGAACAGUGCAUUAUGCAUGAAAGCAUAAACUGUUGUUAUCUGUUGCAGUCUAAAGACUAUAAAGAUGCAAUGUUAUACAUAUUUGUUGC
This is a messenger RNA of Humulus lupulus (European hop), 998 nucleotides long. RefSeq lists its product as uncharacterized. Gene Ontology annotation, molecular function: zinc ion binding. The transcript is spliced from 2 exons. Bases 94 to 846 code for a protein of 250 amino acids. Lineage: Eukaryota; Viridiplantae; Streptophyta; Magnoliopsida; Rosales; Cannabaceae. The record is from RefSeq and is a predicted model, not a curated record.